AUGAUGGUUUAUCAUACAACAUACGAGGAUGCGCGGAGGGAUGAGUCCACUACAGCUCGACUUUCCACCACCAAGAGAACAAAAAGUUACUGCUCAUGUUUCUCGGAAUCAUCGGCAGAUGAAGAAAGUCGACCACCUAUGGAAACAACAACACGUCACAGGACAAAUGCGCGUACUUCAUCACUGCCCCCUAAUCAGAGAGAUGAGUAUCUCAUUCAUUGCCAGGCGGUAAGCUCCCCUCACAGAUCCGAACCACUGACGAAGCAUGCGGAUGCAGCUCGUCGCUACACAGCACUGAAAUCGCAACACACUGCCACCGUUCCACGAACGGCGAAAUUUACAAAGACGUGGAGGGGAAAUGUGAAUAGUAAACUUCACUUAGGUACACCAGAGCGGAAACGGAGCCUUACAGAACUACAUAAUCUUCAGAGAGCUAUGAAAGCCGGAAUAUUAGAACGUGUUAUCUCUCCCUCAGGGCAGACAUCGAAUAAACGGGAACUACAAAGUCCUCAAGGGAGCUUACACGAGUUCUCUAGAUCGCCAACUGCUACUACGAAAGCCCAAAAGAAAAGGUCGAUAUCCAAAAUAUUCGAAGAGUAUAUCGCGACUACCGCAAAUAGGUUGGAUGACACUCGAAAAAGCCUCGGUAUCAAGGUCCACUCUCCAUUCGGGCGCCUUGGCCACUCAUCUCUUCGCCGCAAGACAUCUUCGAAUUCAAUAGAUUCUUUCUAUUGCAUUGGCCUGACUGAGGACCAACAACGGGAUUAUGCAAGGGCAGCAGCUACAGCAGCGUUGGAGAGCAGGCAGCAUAAACACGCGCAAUCUCCGCUAGAGAUGUUUAGCAGAAACGGCACAGACUCAACUUCAACGCUCAACUGCAGACUUUGCAGGAGAUUGGCAAGUUAUAGUGGAGGCCUGUGUGAAAACUGCAAGAUGGAGUUCAGGAGGCCCAAGACCACAACCACCACCACUACCUUAGAGUAUUUCUCGGAUGAUGAGAUUAGACCUAUACCACCGCUCAAGGAUUCGAAGUAUGCUUCUCUCGCACGAGGGCGCCAUGACCGGUCGUAUACGGACCAGCGGAAGGAAGAACAAGUAGAGAGGGCAACAUGGGGAAUAAUACCGAUAGGCAGACAGCCAACAAUCGUUACCCCGGCCCUGCCUACACAACGCUCUUACGAAGUACUGCUGGUCGAUGAGGACGAAGGUGACCACGGAGGUAGAUGGCACACCGGGGCAUCUGACGGUGGUUUCUUUUAA
Messenger RNA from Venustampulla echinocandica, 1260 nucleotides. RefSeq lists its product as uncharacterized. Lineage: Eukaryota; Fungi; Ascomycota; Leotiomycetes; Helotiales; Pleuroascaceae. The record is from RefSeq and is a predicted model, not a curated record. The transcript has a single exon. Bases 1 to 1260 code for a protein of 419 amino acids.